Messenger RNA from Striga hermonthica, 2409 nucleotides. Lineage: Eukaryota; Viridiplantae; Streptophyta; Magnoliopsida; Lamiales; Orobanchaceae. The record is from the annotation of a GenBank genome assembly.
AUGCACCCGGCGCGUGAUACAGAACCCGGAGGAGAUCUUCCUACGCCCCAACAACCUGCGGCAACGACUGCAGCAUCUCCGGGAUCGGCGUCCGCCUCCCGGUCCGCCACUGCUCACCCCGCAUCGUCCACGUCCGCUGCAUCGGGGGGGAGCGGGGCACAGCCUGCAGCGACGGUCCCGGUGGCACAAGCUGAGGCGGCCGCGGCUAUGCCUCCUGAAGCACCUCCCGAUCAACAUCUCCGCACGCGAGCUCAACAUGAAAAAACAACUCAAGCUCUUUUACAAGAUCUAAAUUCGGAGUUUGCACUUAAAGAUCUCGGUGAGCUGCAUUAUUUUCUGGGCAUUGAAGUGAAGAAGAAUAGAGGCGGAAUCAUUCUUUCGCAGGAGAAAUACAUUGCUGAUAUUCUAAAGAAAGCCGGGAUGGAAGUGCAGAAAUCGUCAGCUGUGGCUAUGGAGAGAGGGAGAGGAAAGAUCAUCACCAAAAAGCCAUCGAAUGACAAAAUUACCCUCGAACAGUUCGUCUCCACAAUGGCCCCUCUCAUCGACAUGGAAAAGGAAGCUGAGAUAUCUCUUUCCAUGAGCUCGGGGGCGGUUAGAUGCUUGGACAGCGCUCAAAGGAAGGGGUCCACUAUCCUGAAUUUGAAGUGUGUAGAUGCUCAGACAGGAUUGAUGGGGAAAAGUUUGCUCGAAUUCCAAUCUAACAAAGGAGAUGUGCUCCCUCCUCACAAGUUUGGAACUCAUGAUGUUGUGGUUUUGAGGCCAAACAAAUCUGAUCUGGGGUCUCCUCCUCUAGGGCAGGGUGUUGUUUACAGAAUAAAGGACUCAUCCAUUACUGUUGCCUUUGAUGACAUACCAGAAGAAGGUUUGAAUAGUCCCCUACGACUUGAAAAAGUUGCAAAUGAGGUGACAUAUCGUCGGUUGAAGGAAACGUUGAUUCAACUAAGUAAAGGCGUGCAAAAAGGUCCUGCUUCCGAUCUAGUUCCUGUUUUAUUUGGAGAGAGGAUACCAACAGUGUCCAAGAAGGAUGUCAAGUUCACUCCUGUUAACAAGAACCUUGAUCAUUCUCAGAAAGAUGCUAUCUCAAAGGCUCUAUCAUCCAAGGACCUCUUUUUGCUGCAUGGACCUCCUGGAACAGGGAAAACUACUACUGUGGUAGAAAUUAUCUUACAAGAAGUCAAGCGUGGAAGUAAAAUUCUUGCUUGUGCUGCAUCCAAUAUUGCCGUCGAUAACAUUGUGGAGAGACUUGUACCUCAUAGAGUGAAGCUGGUAAGAGUUGGGCAUCCUGCACGCUUACUUCCUCAAGUAUUGGACAGUGCUUUAGAUGCGCAGGUUUUGCGUGGGGAUAAUAGUGCACUUGCAAAUGACAUUCGCAAGGAGAUGAAGGCUUUGAAUGGUAAACUUUUAAAAGCUAAAGACAGAAACACUAAAAGAGAUAUUAGGCGGGAACUUAAGACUCUAUCCAAAGAGGAGCGCAAAAGGCAGCAGCUGGCUGUGACUGAUGUGCUUAAGAAUGCUGAUGUGGUGUUGACAACCUUGACCGGUGCAUUGACUAAGAAGUUAGAAAACUUUUCAUUUGAUUUAGUUAUUAUUGACGAAGCUGCUCAGGCAUUAGAAAUUGCAUGCUGGAUCGCUCUUUUGAAGGGUCCUAGAUGUAUAUUAGCUGGAGAUCACCUUCAGUUACCCCCAACUAUUCAAAGCAUUGAAGCAGAGAAGAAAGGCUUAGGACGAACCCUUUUUGAACGUCUUGCAGACUUGUACGGAGAUGAUGUCACGUCCAUGCUUACUGUUCAGUACCGUAUGCAUGAACAUAUCAUGAACUGGUCAUCUGAAGAACUCUAUCAUGGCAAGAUUAAAGCUCAUGCAAGUGUUGCUGCCCAUACCUUGCAUGAGCUUGAGGGUGUCAAGAAGACAGCUUCAACAGAGCCAACUCUUAUUCUCAUCGACAUAGCUGGUUGUGAUAUGGAAGAGAAGAAGGAUGAAGAAGAUAGUACGCUAAAUGAGGGUGAAGCUUCAGUCGCUAUCGCACAUGCUAAGAGACUUGUGGAGAGUGGAGUUCAAGCCGUCAACAUAGGAAUUAUUACACCUUAUGCAGCACAGGUUGUCCUGCUGAAGAUGUUAAGAGGCAAAGAAGAUAAGCUAAAAGAUAUGGAGAUAUCUACAGUUGAUGGGUUUCAGGGACGUGAAAAGGAAGCAAUUAUCAUUUCAAUGGUCCGGUCAAAUUCAAAGAAUGAGGUUGGUUUUUUGAGUGAUCGCAGGAGAAUGAAUGUUGCAGUGACUCGAGCAAGGCGACAAUGUUGCAUUAUUUGUGACACAGAGACUGUUAGUGGUGACAAAUUUUUGAAGCGUUUGAUCGAGUACUUUGAGAAACAUGGUGAGUAUUUGAGUGCCUCUGAGUACGGUACUGAGUAA